Trichomycterus rosablanca is the source of this 1909-nucleotide messenger RNA. It is a transcript of the gene dnaaf11, whose product is annotated as dynein axonemal assembly factor 11. Gene Ontology annotation, biological process: outer dynein arm assembly. The coding region runs from base 7 to 1395 and encodes 462 amino acids. Gene Ontology annotation, cellular component: cytoplasm. Lineage: Eukaryota; Metazoa; Chordata; Actinopteri; Siluriformes; Trichomycteridae. The transcript has 12 exons. Gene Ontology annotation, molecular function: protein binding. The record is from RefSeq and is a predicted model, not a curated record.
UUCAACAUGGUCCGAAUUACUGAUGAUCUUAUACGGCGUCGUGCUGAGCACAACAACUGUGAGAUCUUCUCUCUGGAGGAGGUUUCACUCCAUCAGCAGGACAUCGAACAAAUAGAGCACAUUGACAAGUGGUGCAGAGACCUGAAAAUCCUCUAUCUACAAAACAACCUCAUCUCUAAAAUAGAGAAUGUUGGCAGACUGAAGAAGUUGGAGUAUCUGAAUCUUGCACUGAACAAUAUUGAAGUGAUUGAAAAUUUGGAAGGUUGUGAAAGUCUUCAGAAGCUGGACCUGACUGUGAAUUUUGUGGGUCGAUUGAGCAGCGUGAAGAAUCUAAAGCAGAAUGUGCACCUGAAGGAGCUUUUCCUAGUGGGCAAUCCCUGCGCUGAGUUUCAGGGGUACAGACAGUACGUGGUGAACUGCCUGCCUCAGCUUCAGUGGUUGGACGGCACGGCGAUAGGAUGGGCAGAACGGAUAAAGGCAAUGCAGAAUGAAGACGACGUGAGGAAGAGUGUUUCAAAGCAAGAGGCUGAAUAUGUGGAAAAGAGAGAAAAGCAGAAGAUACAAGGGCUAAAUGAGACCUCAUUCAGCAACCUACAGGAUGAAGACCUCACAGAUCUUUCAAGCAACUGUUCAGUCUUUCAGGAAAACAAGGAAAACACAAACCAGGACCCUGAUUCUGAGUCUCAGAAGAACCAGAAUUCAAGCCCUCACUCGGAGAAGGAAUUUUGGGAAAAGCCGUGUGAUUUUACUCCGGAGUCAAGACUGGAGGCACAUCGUCAUUUAGAGGAAAAGAGAAGAGUUAAAGAGAGUCAGAGAGAGCCGAAGAGGAAGGACAUGCCCCCUCGGACUCUGAUCACAUCUGAUGGAAGAAUACUGAACGUUAAUGAGCCCAAGCUGGACUUUACUCUUACUGAAGAUGACGAUAACAAUUGUGUGUUAGAUCUACAUGUGUACAGGCACUUGGACACCUCUCUGAUGGAUGUGGAUGUCCAGCCUACAUAUGUGAAGGUGACCUUCAAAGGAAAGAUUUUCCAGUUGGUUUUACCUGCUGAAAUAAAACCCGACAGCAGUACAGCACAGAGAUCUCAAACCACUGGUCACCUGCUCAUCACUAUGCCCAAGGCACAUGGAGAGAUAAAGGUAAAAAGAGCCGUUCCCAAACGGACCAGUGUUAGCUCCAAGAAGACAACCGAGGAAAAGGCCAGGGUUGUUACACAUCGUGAGAGAUUAGAGGUCGACCCCAGCAAGAGCUUUGCUGUAAACCUGGCCAACAUUGUCUCUAAAGAAAACCGCACCACUCAGGGUCCCGUGCAGCUCUUACGGACUAGUGGACCCCUGGAGAAGCCUGUUUCCAAGGAGUUUGUGGAUGAUCCAGAGGUGCCACCGCUCAUCUGAGAAAGACUCAGAAAAGGACUCAUGCUCAGUUGACUAUACCAUUGCACAUUUUGUGAUUUAUUUUACCUGCUACCUUGAUGGACUGGGGUGGAAUAACACACCAAGAAAAUGGGUGCUGGAGCCUAUCCCAACUUUUCAAUGGGCGCGAGGCACACAGUAACAUCCUGGACGGGGCGCCAGUCCAUCGCAGGGCGGACACACAUACACACAGAUACACACCCAUCCACCUAUAGGGCAAUUCAGUGUCUCCAAUUAACCUGACUGCAUGUUUUUGGGCUGUGGGAGGAAACCGGAGCUCCCGGGGGAAACCCACGCAGGCACGGGGAGAACAUGCAAACUCCGCACAUAUGAAUAGGGCUAGUUUGACUGCACCCGUUAAUAAAACAGUGGACUCUUGCCAAGGUCCAGAAAUACCACCAAUAAACACUGAUGGUCAAUCAUAAUCAGUAACAAGAAAUUAGAAGGCCAAGCCACGAAGUAGAUUUUCAAAUAAAACAACUGAAUAAUCGUAUGA